Chiloscyllium plagiosum (whitespotted bambooshark) is the source of this 2219-nucleotide messenger RNA. NCBI's taxonomy places the organism in Eukaryota, Metazoa, Chordata, Chondrichthyes, Orectolobiformes, Hemiscylliidae. The record is from RefSeq and is a predicted model, not a curated record.
CACAGUCUCCGUGAGAGCGCGGGCUCCGGACACUCUCCCAGCCACCGUUCCCUCAGUCACGCCGCGCCCAGCCUGGCCGCCUCUCCCACAAACCGCAGGACAGUUUGCAAGAAUACCAAUUCAAUGGGAGAGCUAACAUUUGUACUGCAUGGUUCUCCAAGGCAAGACCAUGAAGAGUCCAGUUACCAACCAAUCAACACUGUCUUUUUAUGUGGUGCUGCACUGGUGCUGGUUGCUGGAAUGGAACGGAAAGUAAACAAUGGAUUUCUACUCCUCUACUUCUAUGUGUCAUUGGAUUCUUCUCAAUGAUGAGGCCAAUUGAUUCAUUUUUGGUGGCUUAUGUAACUGGACCAGAUAAAAACUUCACUGUUGAACAGAUCAUGAAUGAAGUAUUACCAGUAAUGACUUACACUUACUUGGCAGUGUCAGUACCUGUCUUCCUGCUCACAGAUUAUUUAAAAUAUAAACCAGUUAUAGUUUGUCACUGUGUUGCCUCAGCUAUUGGUAUGAGUUUAACCACCUUUGGACAACAUGUUUCGGUCAUGCAGCUUUCAUUAGUUUGCUAUGGUAUAACGACUGCUACUGCUGUCGCUUGUUUCUCUUACAUUUACAAUGUUGUGAGUUUGGAGCACUAUCAGAAAGUGACAAGUUACUAUCAGAGUGUCACAUUGAUUGGAUGCACCUUUGGUUCAGUACUGGCGCAAGUCCUGGUUACUGUUUGGAGUGUCUCUUAUUUCUGUUUGAACAUUAUCUCGCUGGUUUCUGUGUCUGUAGCCCUCCUUUUUUCUAUUUUCCUGCCAAUGCCCAAGAGAAGCAUGUUCUUCCACAAGAUAGAGAAAUCUGAAACCAUCCAAAAUCCACCAUUACCUGAAGCUGUUAGUCCAGUGUCUGAUAGCACCAGUUCUGCAAAUAACAUGGAAACACGGACACUCUCACAUCCGCCUGUGACGUUGGAUGGAGAGGUACAGAAACAAGAUGCUGAUGGUCUGAUGAAGGGAAAAGGUCAUCACAGUGUAAAAGAUGUCUUUGUCCAACUGUGGUCUGAUUUCAAAGCUUGUUACACUUCUCCACAACUCCUCUGCUGGUCCAUUUGGUGGGCAUUAGCCACUGCUGGCUAUCUUCUAAUCGUGUACUACAUGCAGGUGCUAUGGAAUCACAUUGAGCCAUUCCAGAAUGCCAGGCUGUAUAAUGGUGGAGCAGAGGCUAUGUCAAACAUUGUAGGGGCUUCUACUUCUUUUGUAAUUGGACAUGUCAAAGUAAAUUGGACAAUGUGGGGGGAACUGAUACUGGGAAUCUUCUCAGCUGUGAACAGCGGUAUAUUAUACACCAUGGCUUUGUCAAACCAUAUCUGGGUUUGUUAUGCUGGUUAUGUUUUAUUCAAGGGCUCUUACAUGCUGCUGAAUACUGUUGCAAUGUUUCAGAUAGCAGCUAACUUGGAGAUGGGGCAUCAUGCAUUAGUGUUUGGCAUCAACUCUACGGUGGCCUUGAUACUCCAAACCAUCCUAACCAUUGUUGUGAUUGAUUCAAGAGGCCUAGCUUUGGAUAUUAUCACCCAGGUUCUCAUUUGGGGAAGUUACUUUGCAGCAAUAGCAGGACUUUUCCUAAUCAGAGGAAUCUACACACUUUUUACAAACAGACGGGCACAGAUUGUCAGUACAAAUACCUCUCUUUCCAGAAAUGAGAGAGAAAUUACAGCGUUGUGAUUAUCAUAUAUAAAUCUUCCAACAUUUGCUUUUCUUUUUAACCAAUCUUCUUUAAAUGAUGUGCUGCUGUAGAGGAAAAAGAUUAAGACAUAAUUAUAUCACGUCCUGCACACCACUAUCCCCAGGUAUGUCCUGUCUCACUGGCAGGAUUGAGCCAGCAGAGGUGGCCUCACUGUGGUAUACAGUCAGGAGGGAGUUGUCCUGGGAGUCCUCAAAAUUCUGGAGUCUGGGCCCCAUGAAGUCUCAUGGCAUCAGACAAAAUUGAGCAAGGAAAUCUUUUGAAAUAAGCUGCCCCCUUCUCCCACCCUCUCCUCCAAUCCCUCAGCUCCUGAUCACAUGAUUACAUUAGCUCCUUUAUCCAUUAAUGUCAGAUUAAAUGCCAAAGAUGAUAUGAGAAUGACAGCCCUUGCCAAGAAGGCAGUGUCUGAUUAUGGCAUUAAGGUGCCCCAGCAAAACUGGAGUCAUAGAGAUGUACAGCAUGGAAACAGACCCUUCGGUCCAACUCGUCUAUGCUGA